Naegleria lovaniensis is the source of this 4146-nucleotide messenger RNA. RefSeq lists its product as uncharacterized. The record is from RefSeq and is a predicted model, not a curated record. Gene Ontology annotation, biological process: long-chain fatty acid metabolic process. Bases 1 to 4146 code for a protein of 1381 amino acids. Gene Ontology annotation, molecular function: long-chain fatty acid-CoA ligase activity. Gene Ontology annotation, cellular component: endoplasmic reticulum; membrane. Lineage: Eukaryota; Heterolobosea; Eutetramitea; Acrasida; Naegleriidae. The transcript is spliced from 4 exons.
AUGAUCGACACUUCGCCGUCCCCUGUCGAACAAGUAUUGAAUGAGUUUCAAUUUUUAAGAGAGUUUUAUCAGUGUAUCCAAAAUGAAGGACAAGAGGGAGAACUUUUAUUUGAUCAUCUUGUUCGAGUUUUGAAAUUAGGAAAUAGAACGAGAGAAAUCUAUAUGGAGGAGAGUAUAUUAUUGGCCGAUGAGUUUUCAAUGGCUCAAGAAGAAUAUUUGGAAGAAAAAGAACGAAAAAUUAAGAAUAUUCAACAAUUGUUGUUGAUCCGAGAAGAAGAAGAAGAAACUUCAAUCAACCGGAAUGAUCAUACCGUGAUGGAUGAAUUUAUGAAACACAUACGAGAAUAUAAAACAUUUAUUAUGGAACAACAGAGCAACUUGUCGGAUUUGGAGGAAAAUCCUAAAAUGAUCAAAUUUACAGAACUCAAUCAGCAAUUUAAUGAACAAUUGAAAGAAUUGCAGAAAAAGGUGGAUCAUUGGAAAGAGAAAAUAGAGAAUUUGUCCAUUCCAUGGCAAGUGGCAUAUAGUGCAUCAUUUGAUUCCUCAGAACAGAAUGGAGUUGUUGAAUUUAAUUCUGGGAAAAUUACGGAUAAAUUUGGAAAUAAUUUGUGGGAAGAUCGGUGUGGCAUGUGUGAAGUUAUUAUUCAAAGUGGAGCGAAAGGAGAAGGUGCUCCACGAUAUCGGUGUACAUCUAGCUCAGAUAAGACAGCAACAAAAUGUGAACAUUGUUACAAGUGGAUGAAACAAAUUGAAAAGAGAUAUUUCUCUUCCCCUAUUGUGUUUGACAUUAAUAAUGACACUGUAAUUUCUCAAGACAACGAUGCAGUGUUUCAGAAGGCAAAGCAAAUAGACCACUUUUUUGGAUAUCCAUAUGUGGUAGAGUACAAUGAUGUUGUCUUUAUGAAAUUGAAUAUUUUGAACGCACCAAACCUUCCCACAUUUGUGAACAAUAUUUUUCAAACUUUUUCACAACGACCCUGUGUUGGAACUCGAAAUAAGGACGGAAAUUUUAUAUUCAAAACUUAUGAAGAGUUUCGAAACGAGAUAAUUCACUGCUCUAUUGGGUUUAUUGAGGUGUUGAAAAAUGCUGGAAUUCUUGCCAAUUCGGAACAAGUAUCUAUAGCGAUCAGUACCGACGAAAAUCGAUACGAAUACACUAUGAUCGAUUUGAUGUGUGCAUUGAAUGGGUUUAUAAGUAUUGGCCUGCAAUGCGCUCGUUCUGAUGAUGAAUUAGAAAGUAUCAUUCGUACUGCGUCUGUACAAUGCAUUGUGUGUGACGGAAAACUGUUUGAAAAAUAUUACAAGCUGAUUACAAAAUUGAAAGACAGCAAAGGGAAAUUUGUUUUAAUAUCCAUGGACACGCAAAUGUUAUCAGGCGAUGAGUGUGAUACUGACAUUGUUACAUGCUUUUUACCAUCUAUCAUUGACUCUGGCCACAAUAUGUGCAUAACAGAUCCAAAUGCAAAGACCAUGUUAGGAAUACAAUUAACCACACCAAUAAUAGUUAAAGAAGAUUCACAAUUGUACAGAUACUCAAACGAUCCAACGAGUGGUGUGAAGAAGUCUGAGCAGACGGACCAAAAUUCUAAAAGAAUUAAUUCUCUUAUAUUUACCUCAGGCUCUACAUCAACAGCAAAAGGUUGUAUUGUCACAAACGAGCAUUGGAGGGUGGACAUUGAAAAACAAAUUUCACAUGAAUUGUUGGAGGUCGAAGCUUCGUAUUGUCCCCAGGCACUUGGCAGCGAUAGAGUUACUACAUGGGGAGCCUUAUUGAAAGGUGGAAGAGUUGUGUACUGCAGAAGAGGGAUCUAUUUGUUCGAAGAUUUGAUGAAAUGUAACCCAACGGGAAUUGUGACACCUCCAAGUAUUUUCAACUCAAUUUACAAUGAGUAUCACUCUGAAUUAUUGGAGCUUCAACAGAAAGGAGAGGAACAACAGAUAAAAGACCUUGGAAAAAAGUUCAGCAGACUGUUUGGUCGGCGAUUAAGAAUGAUUGGCAUUGGAGGAGCAUUUGUGUCUCCUGAACUAUUCCAAUUCAUCAAGAACGUGCUACAGUUACCGGUUGUGGAAGGAUAUGGGGCCUCUGAAUGUGGUGGAAUUGCAACAAACGGAAUUAUUAAUUCAGAUGUCAAAUUUAGGCUUAUUGACGUACCAGAAAUGGGAUAUUUCAACACAGACAUUCCUUUUCCAAGAGGAGAAUUAGUUGUUAAGACCUCGUAUACCAUUCCUGGAUAUUUUAACAACGAAAAGGAGUCUAAUGAAUCAUUCACUGAUGAUGGUUAUUAUAUCACUGGAGAUAUUGUUGAGUUGAAUCCUGAAAAUAAUUCCAUCAAAAUAAUUGAUCGAAGAAAAAACAUUUUCAAACUGGCAAUCUCUGAGUUUGUGAGUCCUACCAAGCUAGAGAGCAUAUAUGAGCAAAUUGACGAAAUAGAGAACUGUUGUAUCUAUGGUGAUAGUAGCCGUGAAUAUAUUGUAGCAAUAGUACGAACGGUUCACAAUGGUUGUAACGAUAAGAGACAAAUUCUAAAAUCAAUGCAUCAAAUUGCAAAACUACAUAACGUAAGACCCUUCGAAAUUCCGAGAGAUGUAAUAUUUGAUGAUGACGAGUGGACCAUAGAAAAUAAUUUACUCACUCCCAGUGGCAAGGUGUCACGAUUUAAAAUUUACAAGAAACAUACAAAAAGCAUAGAAGAUUGCUAUUCAACUCAUGCGAAUGAUAAUGAGGUGUUAUUCACAGUUGAUGACAUUGAACAAAACUUUAUUAGUCUAUGUAAGAGCAUCUUAGAAACAGAAGAUUUGGAUAUGAACAAAAGUUUUACUGAACUUGGCGGCUCAUCUAUGAAAGCUGUCAAGCUCUUGUUUUCAGUUCAAAGAUUAUUUAACAUCUCACAAACGCCAAUCUCUAUAUUGAUUCACCAACCACUAUCAACUGUAUGCCAAGUAUUGUCUAUGGGCUCAUCAAACAAAUUAAUGCACCAUUUCUCCACUCAACAGAAUCAAAACCUCUUUUUAGAAGUUGAAAAUGAUUUACUAUUGGAUGAAUCCAUUCAAUUCGUUGAAAAAGAAAAACAAGGAGACCAUUCCAUCUUAUUAACUGGAGCUACCGGUUUUGUAGGAACCCAUUUGCUGGACAAGCUAUGUAAUCGUUUCCCUAGUUGUACUAUUUAUUGUGUCGUAAGAGGAGCUUCAGACAAUGACGCCAAGGAGCGAGUAGUAAGGAGUUUGACAAAUUUUCAGUUAAAACCAGAUUUGUCCAACGUUAAAGUACUGUGUGGAGAUGUUUCAAAAGAACAAUUCGCUUUUGAAGAUUCAAGCAAGUAUGAACUACUAUUGAAUCAUGUCAACAGUAUUUAUCACGUGGCAGCACAAGUAGAAUUUUCAAAAUCCUAUUCACACCUGAAGAAUUCGAACGUGAAUUCUGUGAAACAUUUAUUGAGAUUUAUUUCACAAUCUCCCAUUGAGAUACAACUGCACCAUGUCUCAACCAUUAGUGUGUUUGGUGAAUUGCUCACCAAAAACCCAAUUUUGACAGAGAUUGAUUCCAUAGGAGACAGCUUCAAAGAGAGUGGAGUUGUGAAUUCAGAUGGAUACUCGCAAACCAAAUGGGUGAGUGAAAAACUUUUACAAAAAGCAGCAGAAAGAGGAUUUAAGGCAUUUAAAAUUUACAGACUUGGACUUUGCAGUUGGUCACAUCAAACAGGAAUCCCAAAUUCAAGUGAUUGGUUCACAAAAUUUAUCCAAUCCAUAGUUCAGCUACAGAAAUAUCCAGACACCAAUGAAAAGUUGAGUCUUGUUCCAGUUGAUUACGUUUGUGACACAAUUAUUGACAUUGCCUCUAGCAGUUCCUCAACACCUCGAAUUUUCCACAUUAUCAACAACAACAGUCCCAUACCUUUCAAACUAUUUAUUCAUUAUUUGGAAACUUCCCAUUCCACUCAAGGACAUUUGACCAAAUUACCGUACUCCAAUUGGAUAGAGCAAGUGAAUGAGAAGAUUGCCAUUUAUCCCUUACUUCCUUAUAUCAAACAUGGUUUUCCAUCAACCCCAAAAUUCACCGACAACCACUCUCAGCAUUUACGUUCCAUUCCAUCCUGUCCAGACACCACUCAACUCUAUGUUUCACAACUCAAACUUUCGAACAUCUAA